AUGUAUUCCUCCUUGUUGCCAGUCGUACUGACCACCGCUAGCCUCGUUGUCGGCUCCGCUCUUCCGCCUCUUGGGUACGAGCGGAGCCUUCUGGGAGAAGCGUUCGCGAAGCGUCAAUCCGAAGGAGGCUGCUUGGGAGGUGAUGCCCCUUCGAUCACUGCACCAAAGGACAAUGUCUGGGCUCCAAUCACUCCGGAGGACAACUUGGCAGUCUGGAACUUGCUCCAUGCAGAGGAGUCUGGAUUGAACUUGACAAGCCCAUCUACAGCUAACCUGACGGACAACUAUGUCUUCUGGAUCGACACUGUGCAUACCAACAAAUCAGAUGUCUUGCCUUACUUGGAUGGGGAUGGCCCCAUGCCCCCCAAAUAUGCUCGGGCUGUGAUCUUUGAGGGCGGCAAGGCAGAGCCUGGCAGUCAGGAAUACAUGGUUGGACCUCUGCCUGUCUCCAAUGAGACCACGAUCCAGCCCCUGAACUACAUUUACAAUGGCGGCAGCGGUGGCUUUGUUCCAUUCAACGCUCGCUACUCGGACACCCCCAAAAGUCGAGCCAUAGAGCCAUUGACCAAGGCGAUCAUGACCAACAUUUCCGAUAUCACCCAAGCAUUGUUUCAGGGAGCGGCAUAUUUUGGCUCAAGUGAUCCAAGGACGAACUUGACGCAGUCUGCUCCGACGCCAUUGAGCUUCGAUGGCACGCAGGGCUAUCGAGCUAUCCUGUGGAGAAUUCCAGGCACCGCUUCUUACCUGACUCCUCUGGAUUUCUACACCAUACUCGAUGUACCUGGCACUGAUCCAGCACACUACAAGCUCAGAGGUUUCGUGACCAACUCUCGAUUCUUCGCUACGGAGGCCGAGCUACGAACUGCUUUCGAGGCCGGUGAACUCGCUCAAGAGUACGACCAAUACGCAGCUGCGGAUACUGACUGGGCCAUCGUCGACUACAAGCCGGAGGUCGGCCAACGAGCCUUAGAAGAGCAAUUUGCGCCCCAAAGCAUUGAGCUCGGCGGAAAGCGCUACAAGGUUGAUACUGAGAACCAGUACGUCGAGUAUAUGGGCUGGUCUUACUAUAUCAGCUAUACUCGUACCUUCGGCAUCAUGUUCUACGACAUCAAAUUCAAGGGUGAACGCAUCCUCUACGAGUUGUCUCUGCAGGAAGCUCUCGCACAGUAUGCUGGCAACCAGCCCAAAGCUGCUGGCACGACAUACCACGAUACAUACUACUCUCUUGGUACAGACAUGUUCACGCUCGUUGAAGGGUUCGACUGCUCUUUCGGGGCGACAUUUCUCAACGUCAGCUACAACACAGGCAAUGCAACAACAGUCAACCCCAACGCCAUCUGCAUCUUCGAGCAGGAUUCUGGCUACCCGCUCUCUCGACACAUAUACAGCGGUGGGAAUACAAGCUACUCUUUCACCAGACUGGGCGUCACAAAGGGAGCUGCGUUGAUCACCAGAGCCAUUGCGACCAUCGGCAACUAUGACUACAUGUUCGACUACAAGUUCCAUCAGGACGGCUCUCUCGAAGUCGUUGUUCGUGCUAGCGGCUACCUUCAGUCCAGCUUCUACUACCCCGAUCAAGGAAAGUAUGGACCCAGAAUCCAAGCGGCGACGCAGGGAUCGCUUCACGACCACAUCCUCAACUUCAAGGCAGACUUCGACAUCUUGGGAACUGCAAACUCCUUCCAAGUCAGCGAUCUCGUUGUUGUCAACCAGACCCAGCCAUGGUUCCCUGAGCUUGGCGAGUUCGAGCAGAUGGAGCUCGACAUCAAGAAUCUCGAAACAGAGACUGCCUUCGACUAUGCCGGCAACGGCCAAGCCCUAUAUGUCGUUCUGAACGAAGACGAGGAGAACGCCUGGGGCGAGAAACGUGGCUACCGCAUUCUGCCUGGCCGCUCGAACGUCCACUUGACGCCACUCAGCUCGCCCUUUUCGCUGAAGAACGCCGAGUUCGCGAAACACCAUCUCGCUGUGACGCGCCAGCAUGAUAACGAGCCAUACAGCAAUAGCUUCCAGAACGUCAACCUCCCGUGGAAGCCACAGCAGGACUAUUCCAAAUUCUUCGACGACGAGUCAAUUGUGCAGGAAGAUCUAGUUGUGUGGUUCAAUUUAGGGAUGCAUCAUUUUGUGAGGUCUGAAGGUGCGUUGAAUGGCUAUCCUGUCCCUUUUCCAAUGCCCGUCAAAACGCCAUGCGCUAACAAGUGGGCAGAUAUCCCUGUGACCCUGUACACUGAAGCCUACUCGUCCAUCAUCUUUGCACCCCAGAACUUCUUCGACCGCGCGCAGGACGGUGACUUGCUUAAUCGUCGCUGGAUCACGGUCAACCAAACGACCGAGGAAUUGACGUAUGAGACUUACAAUGUUAGUCUGCCUUCGUGUCCGGUGAAUUUGGCGGAGCCGGUGGACCUGGUGGUGCCUCAGGCGACGAUUCACGCGGAGUUGUGA
Cyphellophora attinorum is the source of this 2442-nucleotide messenger RNA. Its product is annotated as Membrane primary amine oxidase. The record is from RefSeq and is a predicted model, not a curated record. Gene Ontology annotation, biological process: amine metabolic process. Gene Ontology annotation, cellular component: plasma membrane. Lineage: Eukaryota; Fungi; Ascomycota; Eurotiomycetes; Chaetothyriales; Cyphellophoraceae. The transcript is spliced from 2 exons. The coding region runs from base 1 to 2442 and encodes 813 amino acids. Gene Ontology annotation, molecular function: copper ion binding; quinone binding; primary methylamine oxidase activity.